GCGGCCCGCUGCUCCUGCUCUGCGGUGCACACAGCCCGAUGGCUCCCGACCCCAGCGGCUGGCGCGGCCCCUGGGGUCUGCUGCUGCUCAUCUGCUGCCUCGCGGCCGCCCGUGCUGACCUGAUAGGAUGGUUGUGGUCCGUUAAGUCUGCUGAGCCCACGGCUGCACUGGCCUCUGUGCCCCCUGGCAGCUCGCCUGUGCCGCCCACAGAGGACACCACCACGCACGUGGUCCCCCAGGAUGGCCCCGCUGAGCAGGGGACAGCCCCUGCCAGCCCUGAGCUGCCUCUGGAGAUGCUGGAGGCGGGCCAGGCCUGGACCUCCCCAGCCCCCACAGCCCCCACCGCGAGCCCGGACGCAAAGGGGGACAACAUUGCUGGCGUUGGAGCCGAGAUCCUGAGCGUGGCCCAGGGCAUCCGGAGCUUCGUCCGGCUGUGGGGCGACACCGCCCCCACCGAGAGCUCCAGCAGCGCGGGGACGCCCGCUCUGGUGACGCCCACGGAACCCCUCACCACCCCUGGACUUCCCAGCGCCCCCCAGGAGAACUGGAUCGCUCUCUGGCUGAACAGUGAGGCCCCAAGCUCUCCGGACACCCAGAGGACCGAGGCCAGCACCCUGCCAGUGCCCACCCAGCCGCCGCCCUCCCCAGGCGGGCCCUGGGCACCACUCAGGGAGACCUUGGUGCCCCCGCCGUCGCCAGGUAGAACUUCCCUCUCCUCCGCGCCAGGCGGGGCCCCUCCCUGGGGAAGCCGGCAGGCCCUGGGGCAGCCCUGGGAUCUGGACAGAGAAGGACUCCUGCCCAUGGCGGCCCGCCCUGGCCAGCAGCACCGGCACCCCGACGUCCGCGAGCGCACGCCGCCUCCGCCUCCCCUGGUGAUGGGCUCCCUGGGCGCGCACGCUGCCCCCUCGGCUCUCUCCUCGGGGCCCCCCGCCAAGCUGUCUCACAUCCUCCUCUCAGCUCUGAUCAGGGGCACUGGUGCUUGGGCGCCCCACGUGGCUGCCUCUGUGGGGCCUGGUCUCGCUAACAGCUCCACGCUGCUCGGGGCUGACCCGCUGACCCCCGCCGGGCAGCCUGUCGGCCUUGCCGCCGGCCGCUGCCUGCCCCUGCCGCCCUCCUUGGCGGUCUGCGGCCACCUGGGCAUCGGGCGCGCCUGGCUGCCCAACCACCUCCACCACGCGAGCGGCGAGGAGGUGCAGGCCGCGGCCCGGGCCUGGGGGGCGCUGCUCCAGACCCACUGCCACCGCUUCCUGGCCUGGUUCUUCUGCCUGCUGCUGGCCCCCCCCUGCAGCGCCAGCCCGCUGCCCGCCCCGCCGCCCUGCCGCCAGUUCUGCGAGGCCCUGGAGGACGCGUGCUGGAGCCACCUGGACGGGGGCGGGCUGCCGGUCACCUGCACCUCGCUCCCGGCCCGGGAGGACGGGCACUGCGUGUUCAUUGGGCCAGCUGCAGACAGGGAAGGCUUCGAGGUGGGGCUCCAGCAGCUGCUCGGGGAGCCCCCGCCCCGGCAGGUCGCCCUGGUGCACGACCCCGACGUGGGGCCCGCCUACGAGUUCGGCCCGGAGAGCGGCGGCGGCCAGGCGGCCGAGAGCCUCCUGCCCGGCGCCUUGUUCCGCGACUUCUCGCUGCUGGCGCGCGUGCGGCCGGCCUCGGCGCGCGCGGGCGUGCUGUUCGCUGUCACCGACGCGGCGCAGGCGGUGGUCUCGGUGGGCGUCAAGCUGGCGGCGGCGCGCGGCGGGCAGCAGCAGGUGCAGCUGCUGUACACGGAGCCCGGCGCCGCCCGCACGCGCACGGCCGCCAGCUUCGCGCUGCCCGCGCUGGACGAGCGCUGGACGCGCCUGGCACUCAGCGUGGACGGCGCGCACGCCGCGCUCUUCGUGGACUGCGAGUUGGUCCAGCGCGAGCCCCUGGCGCGCUCCCUGCGCGGCCUGCAGCUGGAGCCCGGUGCCCGCGUCUUCGUGGCUCAGGCUGGCCGAGCGGACCCCGACAAGUUCCAGGGGCUGAUCUCAGAGCUGCGGGUGCGCGGAGACCCCCAAGUGAGACCCUUGCACUGCCCGGAGGACGGGGACGACCGGGACGACGCGGACGAUGGGGUGUCCGGAGACUUCGGCAGCGGGCUCGAGGGGACCCGGGAGCGUCUCGGGGAGGAGGCGGGCGUGCCCCUGGAACCCAGGCUCCCCGAGGCUCCCCCGGUCACUUCUCCACCCUUGGCUGGAGUUGGCAGCGAGGAAGAGACCAGAACUGACGAAAUCGAGGAGGAAGCCACGGCGUCUUGGUUAGGAGCUCAGACCCUCCCCAGCUCAGGCGCCGUCACCGCGUGGGACAGGAGCGUGUGGAGCCCUGGGGGCAGCCUGGAAGAGCGAGGCCUGAAGGGUCAGAAGGGGGAGCCAGGCGCUCAGGGUCUGCCCGGCCCGGCGGGUCCCCAGGGUCCUGCGGGACCAGUGGUGCAGAGCCCUGACGCACAGCCUGUUCCCGGGCCCCAGGGACCCCCUGGACCCCCAGGACCACCGGGGAAAGAUGGCGCCCCUGGAAGGGAUGGCGAGCCUGGUGACCCCGGCGAAGAUGGGAGACCUGGAGACACUGGGCCACAGGGCUUCCCGGGAACCCCAGGGGACGUGGGCCCCAAGGGUGAGAAGGGGGAUCCUGGGGUUGGGCCAAGGGGACCCCCAGGACCCCAAGGGCCUCCAGGGCCACCGGGACCCUCCUUCAGAUACGACAAGCUGACCUUCAUUGACAUGGAGGGGUCCGGCUUUGGUGGCGACCCGGAGAGCCUCCGCGGCCCUCGAGGCUUCCCCGGCCCCCCUGGGCCCCCUGGCGUCCCAGGCCUGCCCGGAGAGCCGGGCCGCUUCGGGAUGAACAGUUCGGAUGUCCCCGGACCCGCAGGCCUUCCUGGAGUGCCUGGGCGAGAUGGGCCCCCCGGGCCUCCUGGGCCCCCGGGACCCCCAGGUCCUCCAGGAAAAGAGGGGCAACCAGGCGAGACUGGCCAGAAAGGCAACCUGGGCGAGGUGGGCGCCCCAGGACCCAAGGGAAGUAAGGGAGACCCUGGCCCCAUCGGCGCUCCUGGGGAGCACGGCCUGGCAGGAGCCCCAGGACCAGCAGGACCUCCAGGGCCCCCAGGCCCCCCCGGGCCUCCAGGACCAGGACUCGCUGCAGGAUUUGACGACAUGGAAGGCUCCGGGGGACCCUUCUGGUCGGCAGCCCGAGGUGCUGACGGGCCGCAGGGACCGCCCGGCCUGCCCGGAGUCAAGGGGGAUCCUGGAGCCACAGGGCCACCAGGGACCAAGGGAGAAGUCGGAGCAGACGGAGCUCCCGGCCUCCCUGGCAGAGAGGGCGCGGCUGGAGCCCAGGGACCCAAAGGAGAAAAAGGGACCCAGGGAGAGAAAGGCGACCCAGGGAAGGAUGGAGUGGGACAGCCAGGCCUCCCCGGCCCCCCCGGGCCCCCUGGGCCUGUCGUCUACGUGUCGGAGCAGGAUAGGGCGGUGGCGAGUGUGCCGGGCCCCGAGGGCCGCACGGGGUUUGCAGGCUUUCCCGGACCUGCCGGGCCAAAAGGAGACCUGGGCUCCAGAGGCCAGCAGGGCCCCCCGGGGCCCAAGGGUGAGAAGGGUGAGCCGGGCAUGGUCUUCAGCCCCGACGGGAGAGCAACGUCCCUGGCCCAGAAGGGAGCCAAGGGUGAGCCUGGCUUUCGAGGACCCCCGGGCCCAUAUGGGCGGCCAGGGCACAAGGGAGAGAUCGGCUUCCCUGGACGGCCGGGUCGCCCCGGGAUGAACGGAUUGAAAGGGGAGAAGGGGGAGCCGGGAGAUGCCAGCGUGGGAUUCGGCGUGAGGGGUCCGCCUGGCCCACCUGGGCCCCCAGGGCCCCCGGGCCCCCCCGGGACUCCUGUCUACGACAGCAACGCAUUCGUGGAGUCUGGCCGCCCUGGACCCCCGGGAUUGCCAGGAUACCAGGGACCUCCUGGACCGAAGGGUGACAGAGGAGAAGUGGGCCCGCCCGGACCCCCAGGGCAGUUCCCGCUGGACCUGCUGCCGCUGGGCGCCGAGUUGAAGGGGGAGAAGGGUGACCGCGGGGUCGCUGGACAGAAAGGGGAGAGAGGCGAGCCCGGGGGCGGUGGCUUCUUCGGCUCCAGUGUGCCUGGCCCCCCUGGCCCGCCAGGGCACCCUGGGAUUCCGGGUCCCAAGGGUGAGAGCGUCCGAGGCCAGCCUGGCCCGCCUGGGCCUCAGGGGCCCCCUGGCAUUGGCUACGAGGGACGCCAGGGGCCUCCUGGGCCCCCCGGCCCCCCAGGGCCCCCAGGACCCCCCUCCUUCCCGGGCCCAUACAGACAGACUAUCAGCGUUCCCGGGCCCCCCGGCCCACCCGGGCCCCCCGGCCCCCCUGGCUCCAUGGGCGCCUCCUCGGGGCAGGUGAGGGUCUGGGCCACAUACCAGACCAUGCUAGACAAGGUGCCCGAGGUGCCGGAGGGCUGGCUCAUCUUUGUGGCUGAGAGGGAGGAGUUGUACGUCCGGGUCCGGAAUGGCUUCCGGAAGGUUCUGCUGGGGGCCCGCACGCCCCUCCCGCGUGGGACGGACAACGAGGUGGCCGCCUUGCAGCCCCCAGUGGUGCAGCUGCAUGAGGGCAACCCGUACCCCCGCCGGGAGCUCCCUCACCCGACGGCACGGCCUUGGUGGGCAGACGACACCCUAGCCAAGCCCCCGCGCCUGCCGGACCCACAGCCCUACCCCGGAGCCCCGCACCACGGCUCCUACGUGCACCGCCAGCCGGCACACCCCACAGGCUCGCCCACCCACACCCACCAGGACUUCCAGCCAGUGCUCCACCUGGUCGCGCUCAACAGCCCGCAGUCAGGCGGCCUGCGCGGCAUCCGCGGGGCCGACUUCCAGUGCUUCCAGCAGGCGCGCGCUGUGGGGCUGGCCGGCACCUACCGCGCCUUCCUGUCCUCGCGGCUGCAGGACCUCUACAGCGUCGUGCGCCGCGCCGACCGUGCAGCCGUGCCCAUCGUCAACCUCAGGGACGAGGCGCUGUUUCCCAGCUGGGAGGCCUUGUUCUCGGGCUCCGGGGGCCAGCUGAAGCCGGGCGCCCGCAUCUUCUCUUUCGACGGCCGAGAUGUCCUGCAGCACCCCGCCUGGCCCCAGAAGAGCGUGUGGCAUGGCUCGGACCCCAGCGGGCGCCGGCUGACCGAGAGCUACUGCGAGACGUGGCGGACCGAGGCCAGGACGGCCACCGGCCAGGCCUCCUCGCUGCUGGCGGGCCGGCUGCUGGAGCAGAAGGCCGCGGGCUGCCACAACGCUUUCGUCGUCCUCUGCAUCGAGAACAGCUUCAUGACCUCCUCCAAGUAGGGCCUCUGUUGGCUCAGCGGACAGGACGGACAGACAGAUGGCCAGAGAGGAGGCCAGGCGGCAGGCCGGGGGCGCGGAGGUGCCCCCUGGCAGGGCAGGGAGCCUCGCCGGCGCCCCCAGGGAAGGGACCUGGCUGGGACACUUCCCUGUGUGGUUCACCUUCCAUGUAACCCUCAAGAAAUAAAAGGAAGCCAAAGAGUGUAUUUCUUAAAAAGUUUAAAACAGCCUGGUGCCAAGACUCUUCCGUCCCUCCCGGGGCCCUGGCCAGGCUGCUCACGCGGGGGCCUCGGUGCUGGUGGAGCCAUGAUUGGACCAGGGGCAGACCUGGCCCUCACUCUGCAGGAGGCCGACUCGAACCUACCACCCAGGGAGGCGUGUACCCAGGGCCUCCCGGGUGCCCAGCAGGGCCCUCGGCCACCCCAGGCAUCCUGUCCCGCCCUCCUCCUCACGCACAAAUCUCAGGCCUGUUUGCAGAACAGCCGUGAGGAGGUGCUGGGAGCUGCCCCCCAGCCCCCCUCCUCCCUCUCACCACCAGGCCCAGGAGCUGUGCAGGAGCAGAGAAGGGGCCCUCCCUCCCUCCCCAGCUGACAAGCGGCAGGACAGCUCAGUCACUGCAUGUGAGGGAAGACGGACUCCCUUUUCUUAGCUUCGUGUAGUUCAGCACCCCACUGCUGACCCCGGGUUCCAACCCCUGCCCCCCCCCCACGCUGCUGGGAGCAGAGCCUGUGUGUCCCCUGGGCAGCUCUGCCACAUGGAGCUGUCUGCGGGCCUCUCUUCCAUGCUGGCUUCUCGGGUGACCCCUGUGGCCACACCCAGUGAAGGGCCUGACCCCCACCCUGGCUGUGCUGGGGGAGUUUGGAGGGUCCGUGAACCAGGGAGUGGCAGUGCCCCACCCUGACCUCACACACAGCUCUCCUCUCCCAGGGCGAGGACCCCCAGCUCAGCACCCGCCCAGCUUUCCUCAGGAGCACAUCCUGGGGCCCAGCUGGGCCAAACGUGGGCACCCCCAAAGCCCUGGGUCCAAACCGCUCUCUGUUGGGCUUGGCGCCAGCAUCUCAGGUUCACCUCUGCAGGACACGGAGCUCAGAAAACCUCAUAGACAAAGGGGACAGCCACACGUGCCCCGCCUGGACAUGGCUCACAGCCCCCGGGCUUCCCCAGCGGAGCCUCAGGAUGGGCGAGGCUGCACGGAGGGGUCAAAGCUGGCCCGGGACAGGAAGGGGCCACGUCUGCGGGUGGGCCCCGUGCAGGCGGGGUGAAGGCUGCUUGUGCCCAGGCCCCUGCUCACGACUGCUGCUCCAGCGUGACAGGAAAAUCUUUGUGGUCGUCCUUCUCUUGGGAAGAAUGAAGGGGACAUUUUAGGGUGCAUGCAGGCAGCUCUGGGGGAGCUGGUGGGGUGGCCAGAGCCCAGACUGUGCUGUCUGAGCACUGUGACUACACUGGAGGGGCUGGUCAUGUUAACUGUGUGUGUGGUUUUCAAACAGGCUCCAAAUAAAAAUGACUGUUUACCCUGA
Camelus dromedarius (Arabian camel) is the source of this 6838-nucleotide messenger RNA. It is a transcript of the gene COL18A1, whose product is annotated as collagen type XVIII alpha 1 chain. Lineage: Eukaryota; Metazoa; Chordata; Mammalia; Artiodactyla; Camelidae. Gene Ontology annotation, biological process: endothelial cell morphogenesis; angiogenesis; extracellular matrix organization. The coding region runs from base 39 to 5324 and encodes 1761 amino acids. Gene Ontology annotation, molecular function: extracellular matrix structural constituent conferring tensile strength; protein binding. The record is from RefSeq and is a predicted model, not a curated record. The transcript is spliced from 41 exons.